AUGGCAUUCUUCCCAGGAGCAGCAAAAGAUCAGAUGCGUGCUGAUCAAUUAGUGAAACGACGUCAACAAGAACAUGAACAAAUGGAAAUAAAGAAGAAAAAAAUUGAAGAAGAAAAUCGUAUGCAAGCUAUUGAAGAAAAAUUUAAAUCACAUUAUGAUGCUGUUGAACAAAUGCUUAAAACUGAUACAGUUGGUUUAGUUUCAUUAGAUGAAAUGAAAAAAAAACAAGAAGAAAUUAUUCUUGCACGUGAACAACAAUUAGCUCGAGAAAAAGAAGCUAAACUUAGUGAAUCAAUGAGAAAUAAAUUAAAUAAUCGAAAAGAUACUGGUGCACAUCAACGACCCAAUAAAUUAUCAUUUGCUGAUGAAUGGGAUGAGGAAGAAGAAGAACAUGACAAUGAACCAGUUAUAAAAAAACAACCGGUGAAAAUUGAAGAAAAUAUAGCUACGGAUGAUAAUUCAUUAUCUGAAGAUGUACCAAAAAAUGAAGAUGUUGAUAGUAAUGAUAGUGUACCAGAAGCAGAACUAACAUCUGCUGAGCUUGAUCGACUUGUUGCUGCGAGUAAAAAGAAACGUCUUGGUAAAAAUCCAGAUGUUGAUACAAGUUUUUUACCAGAUAAAGAUCGUGAAGAAGAAGAACGAAUAUUACGUGAAAAACUUCGUCAAGAAUGGGUUGAAAAACAACAAAAAUUAAAAAAUGAAGAAGUUGAUCUUGUAUUUAGUUAUUGGGAUGGUUCAGGACAUCGUCGUUCAAUGCGAAUAAAAAAACGUAUGACAAUACAAAUGUUUCUUUCUAAAGCACUUGAAAUACUUCGUCGAGAAAAUAUGUUUAAUGAAUUAAAAUCAGCAUCUGUUGAUCAACUUAUAUUUGUUAAAGAUGAUGUUAUUCUUCCACAUCAUUAUUCAUUCUAUGAUUUUAUUGUUACACGUGCUCGUGGUCGUACUGCAGUUUUAUUUACAUUUACAGAAUCACUUAAAUUAAAUACAAUUAUUGAAGUACCAGCAACAGCUACGACAACAACUGAAUUAAAUCCAACAGAUUUAACAACAGCAUCAUCACCAUCUGGUGAAACUCAAACAACAGGAGGACCAAAUUCUCAUGCAGGAAAAAUAUGUUUACGUUCAUGGUAUGAACGAAAUAAACAUAUCUUUCCUGCAUGUCGUUGGGAACCAUUUGAUCCAGAAAAACGUUGGACUGCUCAUGAACCACCAAAAAAUCGUUUUUGUGUUAAAUAA
Molecule: messenger RNA, 1236 nt
Organism: Adineta steineri
Lineage: Eukaryota; Metazoa; Rotifera; Eurotatoria; Adinetida; Adinetidae
Source: the annotation of a GenBank genome assembly